AUGGCUCAAGCAUAUUUUUUCAUCUUUGAUUUUUAUUAUAUGCGGGGUUCCAACGAUGAACAAGAUCUGUUACCAGAAGCAAUUAUCUUUUUCUAUCCUUCCCAACAGAAAGAUCAACGAUUGCUUGAAUGCGGUGAACUAGUUGGUCUUGCUCAAUUUUUUAAACAUGAUUUAUUUUCAUCUGUACCAAAAACGUUUAACUUUCGAAAAACAAUUGUUACACAUCAACAUUAUGGUCGAAUUAGUGGGGCUGAGCUAAUCAAUGUUCCUUAUCAACAUGAUCUAUUAAAAGGCGCAUCGUUGGUCCGAUUUCAUGUCCUUCAAUCUUUAAAUUUAUUUUCGUCAACACAAACAAUUGAUAUUACCGAUACUAUAUCGACAGUAGCCAUAUCAUCAAGUACUGAAGAUACAACAUCGAUACUGAGUGGCAUUAGUAAUUUAGAUAAUGAUUUUGUAACAUACGAUAAACGUCGACCAUUAGAAAAUCUCUCUGAAUCGUAUGAAGAUACUGGCUUUGAUACUGAUCCUCUAGAAAGCAUUGACUUCAUCGAUGACAGUUUAUCAUCGUCAUCGAUGAGUUCUGAUAACCAAGAAUUAUCAAUGAUGUCAAAAUGUCAGUCAUUACCGCUGAUAUCUGGAGUCACACAAUCACAGGCUCAAAAUAUUCCUUAUUCAUCGUCGUCUCGUCAAGCUUAUUCAGUAUCAACAGAGAAUGAAUACGAGAAUGAAGAAUUUUAUCGUCGAUCGAUUGACCAAAGUUCAGAUCAUCCAUUUGAACAAUGGCCAAAUCAAACGACACAAAAAGGAUAUAGUGAUGAAUCAGACCAAAAAGAGCCAUCACGUUCACGUGCAUCGACUAUUGAAGAUAUAUGUCAAGAUGAUGAGGGUGAGGGUGAGGGUGAAUUAGUUCAAACGUUAACAUCUACCCCACCAAGUGCGAAUAAAAAUUUCUCAAUACGUCUAACGGAAGUUGAUCCUCAUAACAAUGUAGAUAAAGAACCAGUAAUCGGUCGAGAAAAAAGACGCCUACCAUCCUCGACGGCAAAAAGUUUUUUAGGAUCUGUUAAAGAUGAACAACAUCACCAACGAAUUAGUUGGACUGAUAUACCGGAAUUAAAUAUUGAACAAGGAAGAGAUGAAGUUGUUUUGUAUAUUCAAAAAAAUUCACACAUGUAUUUUGUGGGACUUAUUCAGAAAGAGAAAUGUUAUGAAAAAGAGGCAUGUAAUGGAAAAAAGAAAGAGAAAUGUGACAAAAAACAAUUUAUUGAAAAAUUGUGGGGUAUUGUUUUGCAAACAUUAAGCGAAUUGGAAACAGAAAUUCAACUGAAACCGGCUAGUGUAGAUGUAAGUGCUGAUCGAACGAUGGAUAAUGAUGGUUCAAUAGCCGAAGAAUUUACGCGUAUUGCGCUCGAUGGUCGAUUUGCAUUGAAUAAUAGAAAAGAUCGAAAAGCAGUUGCUCUAAUGCGUGGUGAUAAUUCUGUAUUUGUUGAACGUCGAUUACCAGAUCGUACAAGUUUCACUUUUCAUAAAGUAAACUCAAAAUAA
Molecule: messenger RNA, 1545 nt
Organism: Didymodactylos carnosus
Lineage: Eukaryota; Metazoa; Rotifera; Eurotatoria; Philodinida; Philodinidae
Source: the annotation of a GenBank genome assembly